Molecule: messenger RNA, 726 nt
Organism: Gossypium raimondii (Peruvian cotton)
Lineage: Eukaryota; Viridiplantae; Streptophyta; Magnoliopsida; Malvales; Malvaceae
Exons: 1
Coding region: 1-726 (241 amino acids)
Molecular function (GO): nucleic acid binding; RNA-DNA hybrid ribonuclease activity
Source: RefSeq, a predicted model, not a curated record
AUGGCUAGAUGGCAAAUUUUACUCUUCGAGUUUGAUAUAGUAUAUGUAAAUCAAAAGACCAUCAAAGGGAGUGCAAUAGCAGAUUUCUUGGCUAGUAGAGCUUUAGAAGAUUAUGAACCUUUGGACUUUGAUUUCCCAAAUGAAGACCUGAUGUGUGUGGCAAAUGCUGAAGAGGAUUCUCAAGAAUAUCAUUCUUGGAGGUUAAACUUUGACGGAGCUUCGAAUAUAGUAGGUAAUGGGAUUGGGGCAAUCAUUGUAUCUCCAAAUGGAGAUCAUCCUUUCACCAGUAAAUUGGACUUUGAUUGCACCAAUAGCAUGGCUGAAUAUGAAGCUUGUAUCAUGGGCAUCCGGACAGCCAUAGAGCGAAAAAUUAAGAUACUAGAAGUAUAUGGGGACUCGACAUUGGUAAUAUACCAGCUAAAAGGGGAAUGGGAAACGAGAGACCCAAAGUUAAUUCGUUAUCAGAGAUUGGUCCUGGAAUUGAUUGAAGAGUUUGACAAUAUUACUUUUUGUUAUCUCCCACGAGAAGAAAAUCAGAUGGUAGAUGCUCUGGCUACACUAGCCUCCAUGAUUAAAUUGAACAAAUUAGAGGACAUGAAGCUCAUUCAAAUUAGUGUUUAUGAGACCCCAGCUCACUGCUACAGUAUUGAAGAAGUGGAAAAUGAUAAUCGUCCCUGGUACCAAGAUAUAUUGCUAUAUGUGAAGAAUCGCGAAUAUCCUAAUUAG